ACGAUAACGGUUUGAGGGAGAGUCCACGCUCAGAUUGUGCUGCAGCGGGUUUAGAACGCCGAGCUAUGCCAGGAAAACUAUAAAGUGAAGCCAUGCUGUCGCUGCUGUGAUGUUUUAAACUAUUUCCUAUUUAUUCGCUUCACUCGGGCUCAUAAGGUUUGAUUUUUUUACAUGCGGCGCGAUUAAAUUGGAUAACAGAAGGGGCGGGAGAGCAACAAGUGGAGUGUGUCGCGGAGAGGCCGACAUUCGCCACCAGCCAUGGAAGAGCACAAGGAGCCCAACGGCGGCCGGGACUCGACCGAGGACGAGAGCCUGUCACCGAACCUGCCGUCCCCUCCCAUCAUCCUCCCCCACCAGGCCGCCCAGCAGACUCACAGAACCACCAACUUUUUCAUCGACAACAUCCUGCGGCCGGACUUCGGCUGCAAAAAGGAGCCGAGCUACCGCGAGAGGAACCAGACGGCGGGCAGAGAAAACGUCAACCCGCUGGCGGCGGCGAGGCCGCACGCCGGCAGCCUCUGCUUGGACUCGAACUGCAGCAGCGACAGCGCCUCGUCGUCGCCGUCCUCCUCGUCGUCGUCUUCGUCGCCCUCGUCCAAGCAGGCGAAGCAAGUCGAACCGGCGAGCAACGGCACGGGCAGAUAUGCCGACAGCCCCGCCGCCAUUGUGGUUAUGAACGGCAGCAAUGGAGCGUCGCCGCCCGCCGCCAAGGACCAGCAGAUGCUGUGGCCCGCCUGGGUGUACUGUACGCGAUACUCGGACCGGCCCUCAUCUGGGCCGAGGACACGCAAACUGAAGAAGAAGAAGAGCAGCAAGGAGGACAAGCGGCCCAGGACGGCGUUCACGGCCGAGCAGCUGCAGAGACUGAAAGCCGAGUUCCAGGCCAACCGCUACAUCACGGAGCAGCGGAGACAGUCGCUGGCCCAGGAACUCAGCCUCAACGAGUCCCAGAUCAAAAUCUGGUUCCAGAACAAGCGGGCCAAGAUCAAAAAGGCAACGGGCUACAAGAACGGCCUGGCGCUGCAGCUCAUGGCCCAGGGACUGUACAACCACUCCACCACCACGGUGCAGGAGGACAAGGAGGACAGCGAGUAGACACACUCUUAUUUAAAACACAUUACUCCUCUAUGGACAUCGUUGCUAUUAAAGUUUAUAUAUAGCCGCUGCAGUUAUCAUGUCGUAAACCGUAUAUUUCAUUCACUUCCGGUAUGCCCCCACCUCACCACCACCACCACCACCACCACCACCACCA
Messenger RNA from Dunckerocampus dactyliophorus (ringed pipefish), 1252 nucleotides. Its product is annotated as homeobox protein engrailed-1-B-like. NCBI's taxonomy places the organism in Eukaryota, Metazoa, Chordata, Actinopteri, Syngnathiformes, Syngnathidae. The transcript has 2 exons. Gene Ontology annotation, cellular component: nucleus. The record is from RefSeq and is a predicted model, not a curated record. Gene Ontology annotation, biological process: multicellular organism development; regulation of transcription by RNA polymerase II; neuron differentiation. The coding region runs from base 259 to 1095 and encodes 278 amino acids. Gene Ontology annotation, molecular function: DNA-binding transcription factor activity, RNA polymerase II-specific; RNA polymerase II cis-regulatory region sequence-specific DNA binding.